Linderina pennispora is the source of this 1396-nucleotide messenger RNA. RefSeq lists its product as uncharacterized. The transcript is spliced from 2 exons. NCBI's taxonomy places the organism in Eukaryota, Fungi, Kickxellomycota, Kickxellomycetes, Kickxellales, Kickxellaceae. The coding region runs from base 98 to 1282 and encodes 394 amino acids. The record is from RefSeq and is a predicted model, not a curated record.
CUCUACGGGGUUUUCGCAAUUCGACGAUAUUUUUCUUCUCCCUUUCACUUCCCCAAUUCACCACGGCCCGAAUUAGCGUUAUUCCUUAGACUUGAAAAUGACAACUAAUGGCACAGAGGCGCUGCUCGACGACGAGCUAAGCGGACUGCUUUCGAGCAGCGGAGCGCACGAGCUCGGCACACAGGACCUGCACAACGACCUGGAGGGUCUGUCGGAGGUGGGACGGGCGAUUUCGCCGCGGGAGGCGAGGAUGGCGUUCCCGACCAACAUAAGCAUGACGCCGGCAGGAGUGGCGCGGCGGCGAGCGCGGCCGGCAUCGGCAGAGCCCGCAAGCACAGGGACGCGGCGCGGGCAUCCCUCGGACGGGUCGCUGACGCACAUGUCUGACAGCGUGUGGCAGCUGCAGGGCCACCGGCUGAGCGUGCCGGAGGGGAGUGGGCGGCAGGAAAUGCUGACGAUGGAUUUUUCCUCACACUCGACGACGCAGCGGCCAGCGAUUCCGUCGGCAGCACAGGCUGAAAGCCAGGGAUGGGCGCAAAACGAAGCGGCGACAGAGUCGGGCGAGCGGCUGCCGACGUUCAGCUCACCGCAUGGCGAGCAGCCAAGCACAUUGCAUUACGAGCAGGGCGGGCAGAGGAAGAAGAAGAAAAAGAAGGUGCGGCGGGAGCGCAACCAUAGGACGAUCCUGGACCGGAUCGAGAAUGGGUUUACCGAGCAGGAGCUGCAGGAGGCGAGCCAGGACACGUCGACAGACUCGGAGGAGAGGUUCAACAUGCAUGGAAUUAUGACGGCGUUCACGAGCGCGCGGCUGUCGGAUGCCAGCCUGAGCCCAUUGACUGAGGACCAGUCGAUUGUCGAGCAGCGGCGCAACGAACUGCAGCAGCGGAUUGAGUCGCUGGACAAUGAUAUUGACAAUGAUAUUGACAAUGAUGACUGGCAGCGGCAGCAGCAGCACCAACAGGUGUCAUACAGCCAGCUGCGACAGCGGUUUCUUAAUGGUCCGCAGUCAUCAUCGGUUCAGUCGCCAGUGGUAGCACAGGAUAUUCCCACAGGCAGUCCCUACCCGAUGUAUGCAGGGCUAGAGAUUGAGUAUCCGGCGCGGCGGCUGGGCAAGCGGUACUUUUCGACGCAGACAUAUGACCACCCGAACAUUGAGAGCCCGUACUCGUCGUCGGCGGAGUCGUCGAUGGGACCGGCUGACCGGGCGAUUGAGGAGUACUGGCAGGCGCAGCAAGCAGCCGAGAUGCAGGACAAGCUAUCGCACCACAAUCCUGGGCACUGAUACCGAGUCUGACGACAGCCGGCGCAUAGGCGACUAUGCGAUAGCAUCGGCGGGAGACCAGCGGACGGAGGAUAUUUCGCAGCCUCUGGAAACAGCAGAUCUUGGCGAGAUAUC